Messenger RNA from Thrips palmi, 702 nucleotides. RefSeq lists its product as uncharacterized. NCBI's taxonomy places the organism in Eukaryota, Metazoa, Arthropoda, Insecta, Thysanoptera, Thripidae. The record is from RefSeq and is a predicted model, not a curated record. The coding region runs from base 126 to 638 and encodes 170 amino acids. The transcript has 2 exons.
UGCGCUACCGACACCCGCGCCGUGUCGCCGGGGUGUCUCUUGACACCACCCACGCGUUGCGUGUGCAUCGGCCAGUCGACUGCCGCGACGCGAGCAGAGCACACCGCGCGCAGCCAAAGUCCAGCAUGUCGCAGCCAAAGUCCAGCAUGUCGCAGCCAAAGUCCAGCAGGUCGCAGCCAAAGUCCAGCAGGUCGCAGCCAAAGUCGUCCAGCAGGUCGCAGCCAAAGUCCAGCAGGUCGCAGCCAAAGGCCAGCAGGCCGCAGCCAAAGUUCAGCACGUCGCAGCUUCUGCAACCAGCGCUGCUGCAGAUCGUCUUCGACACCUACGUUGAGCACCUCCGCCGCGACCUGUUUGUUGCCUACCCUUUCUUCCUGGAGGGCAUCGCACGAGCUGGACUGCCGAAGGGGCCUGGCCUUCUGGAGCUCAUGAUGAUUCUGUGCCCGCAGAUACGGGAGAAGCCCGUCCAGCCCAUGCCAGCGCCACACCAGUUCCGAAAACUUCUGAAGAAUAUGGAAUCAACGUUAUUUUCGCUUAUUGCUAUGGUGACGACAACACCGCAUCUGGGGCAGGGGUACCCGAAGGCUGCUUUCCUGUGGGGUUUCAUGCUGACCGCAGUCAAACUCCACUUGUACUCUUAAACGAUGAUUAUUUGAUUCGGUUGACUGGAUGAAUUUUAAAAAGUAAUAAACUAAUUUUUCCCAG